UCCCCUCCCUCUCCUUCCUGCUUCAUCUCUUCAAGAAAGUGAACAUAAAGUAAAAACACGGAGAGGGAGAGGCAGAGAGAGAAAAAGCUCCCUGAAGAGGGAAGCCCCAGCAGCCAGUAGCUGUUUGGAUUUGCCUGGCACUGCCUUUCUUGCUUUGCUCCCAAGGAAUACCUUUAAUGGGAUCAAUUGCUUCAGUUCCUUUAUAACCAAGUCCACCGGAAAGGCAGACUCAGCAUAUUAUGGGCAACUGUGUGAAGUCUCCACUGAGAAACCUCUCAAAAAAGGAUAGAGAGCUGCGUCCAGAAGAAAUUGAAGAAUUAAGAGAAGCCUUUAAGGAGUUUGAUAAAGACAAGGAUGGGUUUAUUAACUGCAGGGACCUGGGGAACUGCAUGCGAACCAUGGGCUACAUGCCUACCGAGAUGGAGCUAAUAGAGCUCUCCCAGCAGAUCAACAUGAACCUGGGUGGCCAUGUGGAUUUUGAAGAUUUUGUUGAGCUGAUGGGACCAAAGCUGCUAGCAGAAACAGCAGACAUGAUUGGUGUAAAAGAGCUCCGUGAUGCCUUCAGAGAGUUUGACACCAAUGGUGAUGGGGAGAUCAGUACCAGCGAGCUGCGAGAAGCCAUGAAGAAGCUUCUAGGGCAGCAGGUGGGCCAUCGGGACAUUGAAGAGAUCAUCCGGGACGUGGAUCUGAAUGGAGAUGGGCGGGUUGAUUUUGAAGAGUUUGUUCGCAUGAUGUCCCGUUGAAGGUAAUUCUCAGCUAAAGAAGAAUCAGCACCUUAGAGAGGGCAGAAGAGGACCUAGAUGGAGCAUCUAGCCCCGAUGUUCCCACAUGAAGGUUUAUCGGCUGGCUGCAACUGGGACAUUGCAAGAUGACCUGCUGCUCCUCCCUCCUGGUGGUCCCCAUGCCCCUCCACCCUUUCACACUGUGAAAGACUUGCAACUUCCUACAACUGGAACCAUUCCUUGGAGAUGAUUGCAGGAAACUGCAGAGCCAGGACUUGCCAUGAUGCUUUCAUGGAAUAUUUGCAACUUUAGACUCCUCCUCCCCAGCUUUAUUCUCCCACCAGCUGCUGCAAAGCAAGAGCAGGAGAAAUCCUCUUGGCUUGGUGGAUGAGAGUAAAGCCAUUGGGACUGGUGGCAGCCUCAGGGCGUGCUCUGCACUUCUUGGUUUCCCUUGGUGAACCGUGUCUGUGUUUGCUGUCUGUGUGUGUGUGUCUAUCUGUGUGGAGUUAUUUAUGCUUCCCCAGCACAUAUUUGCAUCUCCUGUUGUUAUGUUUACCAAAAGUAAAUUCAAAUACAUGUCUUG
Messenger RNA from Tauraco erythrolophus (red-crested turaco), 1305 nucleotides. RefSeq names its product calcium binding protein 1 (gene CABP1). The record is from RefSeq and is a predicted model, not a curated record. Gene Ontology annotation, cellular component: cytoplasm. NCBI's taxonomy places the organism in Eukaryota, Metazoa, Chordata, Aves, Musophagiformes, Musophagidae. Gene Ontology annotation, molecular function: calcium ion binding; calcium channel regulator activity.